AUGGCAUCCGAGGAAAGUUCAGAAAAUGGUGGUUCCCUUAGGCUUGGACGCCCCACCACAGGUGCUGAUAUUGGAGAGCUGCAACAGAAAAUCAGUCAAGCCGAGAAAGAAUUAGGACAACUCAAAUUAGAAUUAGAUCAGACAAAACAACAAGCCAAGCAAGCUGAGAUCUAUGCUCAAGAAAGUGGAAGAACAAAUCGAAAACUGAAAACUGAAAUACAAACGCUUACCGACAUGAGUAAUCGUAAGGACAGACAAGCUGAAAACUCAAAGGCAACUGCCUUUUUCUUUGAGGGGCAAGUUAAAAAAUAUAUGGAUGAAAUUGAGACAGCAAGGCAAGGUAUGGGCCAUUUAAAGGAGCUGGACGAUCAGUUGAAUCAAGCAAAGGCCGAGCAAGCAGAGCUUGAAAAAACAUCCAAAGAAGAAGCUAUCCGUGUCAAGGCCACCAUCAAAUCUAUGCAAGAAGAGCACAGGGAAAGAAAAGAGGCUCUCAAAGCUGAAAUUGAUAAGGCAUAUGCUGAACUGGAAAAGACAUCUGCUCUAGCUCUGCAACUACAACAAGAAAUUCAACAAAAGAUGGAAGCCGAAAUGCCAGGUUUUGAUAUACAUACACUGGAAAGAGAGCAUCGCGCUUUGGAGCAGAAACAAAUGGAGGCUGUGAAGCAGGUAUACGAAGAAGUUGAUCAAUUGCGCAAAAAGCUGGAGCAAUCUGAAGCUUCGACUUUAUCACACGAGGAAAGUAUGGUCGUUGUCAAGGAAGAAAUGGAUAGAAUUAUGCGUCGACUUCGUGCCAUUGAUCAGCUGUCUGCUUUGACUGAUGGGGAGACUGCUGCUACAGAAUAA
Mucor velutinosus is the source of this 843-nucleotide messenger RNA. RefSeq lists its product as uncharacterized. Lineage: Eukaryota; Fungi; Mucoromycota; Mucoromycetes; Mucorales; Mucoraceae. The record is from RefSeq and is a predicted model, not a curated record. The coding region runs from base 1 to 843 and encodes 280 amino acids. The transcript is spliced from 2 exons.